This is a messenger RNA of Echinococcus granulosus, 630 nucleotides long. RefSeq names its product Charged multivesicular body protein. NCBI's taxonomy places the organism in Eukaryota, Metazoa, Platyhelminthes, Cestoda, Cyclophyllidea, Taeniidae. Bases 1 to 630 code for a protein of 209 amino acids. Gene Ontology annotation, biological process: late endosome to vacuole transport; endosome transport via multivesicular body sorting pathway; protein transport. Gene Ontology annotation, cellular component: ESCRT III complex; multivesicular body. The transcript is spliced from 5 exons. The record is from RefSeq and is a predicted model, not a curated record.
AUGAAGAGCUUGUUCAAACAGCCGUCGCUAGAAGAUGUUGUUUUCGACUUAAAAUUCAGUGGAAAGCAACUGACUCGUUAUUCUCAAAAGGCCGAAUCUGAGUCAAAAAUGUGUCGAGGUAAAUUGAAGAAGGCACUAGAAGCAAGAAACGUAGACGCUGCUCGUAUUUACGCUGAAGAUUCUAUUAGGAAGCACAAGGAAAGUAUUCAAUACAUGGUGAUGGCAUCUCGGCUUGAUGCCGUUCAGUCGCGCUUGAGGUCAGCUUCUACCAUGAAAACAAUGACAAAGGACAUCGGCAAAGUUACAAAUCGGCUGAAGUCUAGUAUGGCAUCGAUGAAUCUUGAGAAGAUUGAAGAAGUGAUGGGUGACUUUGAAAAGACAUUCACGGAUCUGGAUGUCCGAACCUCUACUGUUGAGGGCUCUAUGAAUACUGUAAUGGCCACGUCUGCCCCUGAGAACGAAAUUCAGAGUCUAAUUAAACAGGUGGCUGAGGAGAAUGGUCUGGAAGUGGAGGCUGCAAUGGCGGGCGCUCAGGUCCCCACUGAUUCGAUCGCCCACCCCAUUAGCGGGGAACGCAGGUCCCAAGCCGAUGAUGCCCUAACGGAAAGGCUCGCUGCUCUGCGAAACUAA